GGAUGACGUCAGCUCCGGUUGCCCGGGCUGAGUCGGAAGUGUUGAAAGCCCUUGGCCUCGGAGAGUUCCUGGUGCUGCUGCCGCUGGCACCUUCAGGCCCCGCCCCUCCCCCAGGUCUGGAUGGAGUCUACUUUAAAGUGAAAUGACAGACCAGGAUAAUAACAACAACAUCUCCAGUAACCCCUUUGCUGCUCUCUUUGGUUCCCUGGCCGAUGCCAAGCACUUUGCAGAGAUCCAGAAGGAACAGCUGAAGCAGCAAUCUGAUGAACCCUCAGCUAGCCCUGAUGACUCGGAUAACAGUGUGUCAGAGAGCCUGGAUGACUGUGACUACUCUGUCUGUGAGAUUAACCAGUCAUUCCGUUCCAAGCAGGAGCUAUGUGAGCAGCUCAACAUCAAUCACAUGAUCCAAAGAAUUUUCCUCAUCACCCUGGACAACAGUGAUCCAAGUAUGAAAUGUGAGAAUGGGAUCCCCAGCCGUUGCGUAUUUUUGGAGGAAAUGGCAGGAGACCUGGAUGAGCAAGACUGGCUUGAUAUGAACAACAUUGAGCAGGCACUCUUUACACGAUUGCUGCUUCAGGAUCCAAGCAACCACUUGAUUAGCAUGACCUGUUCCACAACAUUAAACCUCUCUGCAGAUCGAGAUGCAGGGGAGAAGCACAUUCUUUGCUACCUUUAUUCCUGUUUCCUAAGAGCAAAAGAGGAGAUUACCAAAGUACCAGAAAACUUGCUGCCCUUUGCUGUGAGAUGUAGGAACCUAACUGUGUCUAAUACCCGAACUGUCCUCCUCACCCCAGAAAUUUAUGUUGGCCAGAAUGUCUAUGAUCAGCUGGUAGACCUGAUGUUGGAAGCAAUUCGAGGGGCCCAUUUUGAAGAUGUAACUGAGUUCCUUGAAGAGGUCAUUCAAGCCCUGACAAUGGAUCAGGAAGUUCGGACAUUUCAAGAAGUCAUGGUUCCAGUAUUUGACAUUUUGUUGAGCAGAAUAAAAGACUUAGAUCUCUGUCAAAUCUUGCUAUACACAUAUCUAGAUAUGCUCCUCUAUUUCACAAGGCAGAAGGAUAUUGCAAAAGUUUUUGUAGAGUACAUUCAGCCUAAGGACCCCAGCAAUGGACAGAUGUACCAGAAGACCUUACUAGGAGUAAUUCUGAGUAUCUCCUGCUUAUUAAAGACUCCAGGGGUAGUGGAGAAUCAUGGCUACUUCUUGAAUCCAUCCCGGUCCAGUCCUCAAGAGAUCAAAGUGCAGGAGGCCAACAUCCAUCAGUUCAUGGCUCAAUUCCACGAGAAGAUUUACCAGAUGCUGAAGAACUUGCUCCAGCUCUCUCCAGACACCAAGCAUUGGAUCUUGUCCUGGAUUGGAAACUGCCUAUAUGCCAAUACAGGCCGUACCAAGAUCUGGGCCAAUCAGAUGCCAGAAAUCUUCUUCCAGAUGUAUGCUUCAGAUGCCUUCUUCCUGAAUCUGGGUGCUGCCCUCCUGAAGCUGUGCCAGCCUUUUUGCAAACCUAAAUCCCCUAGGCUGCUAACCUUUAACCCUACCUACUGUGCCCUCAAAGAGCUGAAUGAUGAAGAGAGAAGGAUAAAGAAUGUGCAUAUGCAAGGUUUAGAGAAAGAGACCUGUUUAAUCCCUAAAGAGAAUGAUCAGGAGAUACAGUUUGCCCAAAACUACAACCUGGUGACAGAGAACCUGGUCCUGACACAGUACACCUUACAUGUGGGGUUUCACAGGUUACACGAUCAGAUGGUAAAAAUCAACCAGAGCUUGCACCGGCUGCAGGUCGCCUGGCGUGAAGCUCAACAAAGCGCCAGCCCUACUGCAGACAGUCUCCGAGAGCAGUUUGAGCGCCUGAUGACCAUCUAUCUGUCCACCAAGACUGCCAUGACUGAGCCACAGAUGCUGCAAAACUGUCUCAAUUUGCAGGUGUCCAUGGCUGUUCUUCUUGUUCAGCUAGCCAUUGGCAACCAAGGCACAGAGCCAGCAGAGCUGACCUUCCCUUUGCCAGAUCAGUAUAGCUCUUUGGCUUAUGUGCCAGAAUUUUUUGCGGAUAACCUGGGAGAUUUUCUUAUUUUCUUACGGCGCUUUGCUGAUGACAUCCUGGAGACAUCAGCUGAUUCUCUGGAGCAAGUUCUUCAUUUUGUCACCAUUUUCACUGGGAGUGUAGAGAGAAUGAAGAACCCCCACCUGAGGGCCAAACUGGCAGAGGUACUAGAAGCAGUCAUGCCACAUCUGGACCAACCCCCAAAUCCCCUGGUGUCCAGUGUUUUCCAUCGUAAGCGUGUGUUCUGCAACUAUCCCUAUGCAGCUCAGCUUGCAGAAGCCCUUAUCAAAGUCUUUGUAGACAUCGAGUUUACAGGAGACCCUCAUCAGUUUGAACAAAAAUUUAACUACCGACGCCCCAUGUAUCCUAUCUUAAAGUACAUGUGGGGAACAGACUCCUAUAGAGAAAGCAUAAAGGGUCUAGCCGAUUAUGCCUCUGAAAAUUUGGAGGCCAUGAAUCCCCCUCUCUUCCUCCGCUUCCUUAACCUGUUGAUGAAUGAUGCCAUCUUCCUAUUGGAUGAAGCCAUACAGUACUUAAGCAAGAUAAAGAUUCAACAGAUCGAGAGGGACCAAGGUGAAUGGGACAGUUUGUCUCCAGAGGCCCGUAGAGAAAAGGAGGCCAGUCUGCAGAUGUUUGGGCAAUUGGCUCGAUUCCACAACAUCAUGUCUAAUGAAACCAUUGGUACCUUGGCCUUUCUGACAUCAGAGAUCAAGUCCCUCUUUGUACAUCCCUUCCUGGCUGAACGCAUCAUCUCUAUGCUGAACUACUUCCUGCAGCAUCUAGUUGGUCCUAAGAUGGGAGCCUUAAAAGUCAAGGACUUCAGCGAGUUUGACUUCAAACCUCAGCAGCUCGUUUCAGACAUUUGCAACAUCUACUUAAAUCUUGGUGACGAGGAGAAUUUCUGUGCCACUGUGCCCAAGGAUGGGCGAUCUUAUUCUCCGAUACUCUUUGCUCAGACAGUCCGAGUCCUGAAGAAAAUAAACAAGCCUGGAAAUAUGAUUGUGGCUUUCAGCAGUCUGGCAGAGAAGAUCAAGUCUCUUGCAGAUCUCCAACAACAGGAAGAAGAGACCUAUGCAGAUGCCUGUGAUGAGUUUCUAGAUCCCAUCAUGAGCACACUGAUGUCAGACCCUGUGAUGCUGCCAUCUUCUAGAGUCACUGUGGAUAGGUCCACAAUAGCCAGGCAUUUGCUCAGCGAUCAGACUGAUCCCUUUAACCGUAGCCCCCUAACUAUGGACCAGAUCCGGCCAAACACAGAACUGAAAGAGAAAAUCCAACGGUGGCUCGCAGAGAGGAAAUUACAGAAGGAACAACUUGAGUAAAUAACUGUGAAUUUAACAAACCAAAAGCCAACCCCAAGAAUGUGGAUAAAGAAUAUAGUCUAUUGAUUUCUCUCUAUCUCUCCUCUUCCCUUCCCCCAACCCUUUCUCUCUUUCCUUCUCUC
Gracilinanus agilis (Agile Gracile Mouse Opossum) is the source of this 3471-nucleotide messenger RNA. RefSeq names its product ubiquitination factor E4A (gene UBE4A). Gene Ontology annotation, molecular function: ubiquitin-ubiquitin ligase activity. The transcript is spliced from 20 exons. Lineage: Eukaryota; Metazoa; Chordata; Mammalia; Didelphimorphia; Didelphidae. The record is from RefSeq and is a predicted model, not a curated record. Gene Ontology annotation, biological process: protein polyubiquitination. The coding region runs from base 143 to 3349 and encodes 1068 amino acids. Gene Ontology annotation, cellular component: cytoplasm; ubiquitin ligase complex; nucleus.